This is a messenger RNA of Thamnophis sirtalis, 1457 nucleotides long. The record is from RefSeq and is a predicted model, not a curated record. NCBI's taxonomy places the organism in Eukaryota, Metazoa, Chordata, Lepidosauria, Squamata, Natricidae.
AGACCAACCUGACCUUCGUGGGCUGCGUGGGAAUGCUGGACCCUCCCCGCAUCGAGGUGGCCUCCUCCAUAAAGCUGUGCCGGCAAGCGGGCAUCCGGGUGAUUAUGAUAACUGGCGACAACAAGGGGACGGCGGUGGCCAUCUGCCGGCGCAUCGGCAUUUUCGGGGAAGACGAGGACGUCACCUCCAAAGCCUUCACCGGCCGGGAGUUCGAUGAACUUUCGCCAGCCAGCCAGAGAGAUGCCUGCAUGAACGCCCGCUGUUUCGCCCGCGUGGAGCCCUCCCACAAGUCCAAAAUUGUGGAGUUUCUCCAGGCCUUUGACGAAAUUACAGCAAUGACAGGAGACGGCGUAAACGAUGCCCCCGCUUUGAAGAAGGCAGAAAUCGGAAUCGCCAUGGGAUCCGGCACGGCCGUGGCGAAGUCGGCAUCGGAAAUGGUGCUGGCAGAUGACAAUUUCUCCACCAUCGUAGCCGCUGUGGAGGAAGGCCGGGCCAUCUACAACAACAUGAAACAAUUCAUUCGCUACCUCAUCUCCUCCAACGUUGGAGAAGUGGUCUGCAUCUUCCUGACCGCCGCCCUGGGCUUCCCGGAAGCUUUAAUCCCUGUCCAGCUGUUAUGGGUAAACCUUGUGACCGACGGACUUCCGGCCACCGCCCUGGGCUUCAACCCCCCUGAUCUGGAUAUCAUGAGCAAGCCACCUCGUAACCCCAAGGAGCCCCUCAUCUCCGGCUGGCUCUUUUUCCGUUACUUGGCGAUCGGAUGUUACGUCGGAGCUGCCACAGUGGGCGCUGCCGCUUGGUGGUUCAUAGCUGCGGACGGGGGCCCGAGAAUUACCUACUACCAGCUGAGUCAUUUCCUGCAGUGCAAAGAGGACAAUCCAGACUUUGAAGGGGUCGACUGUGUGGUGUUUGAGUCUCCCUAUCCUAUGACCAUGGCGCUCUCCGUCUUGGUCACCAUCGAGAUGUGCAACGCCCUCAACAGCCUCUCGGAGAACCAGUCCUUGCUACGGAUGCCUCCGUGGGAGAACGUCUGGCUCCUGGGCUCCAUUUGCUUGUCCAUGUCUCUCCACUUCCUCAUCCUUUAUGUAGAACCAUUGCCACUGAUCUUCCAGAUCACCCCUCUGAACCUGACCCAGUGGCUGAUGGUGCUCAAGCUCUCCCUGCCGGUGAUCCUGAUGGACGAGACUCUUAAGUUUGUGGCCCGCACUUACCUAGAGCCGGGUAAAGAUAUUGUGCCAGCCGCCACCAAACCACGUCCUUUGUCUGCAUGCACCGAAGGGAUCUCCUGGCCGUUCGUGCUGCUGUCCUUGCCGCUGUUGAUUUGGCUUUAUAGCACAGACACUAACUUUAGUGACAUGUUUUUUUCUUGACCUAAAAGUCCUCUAGCGGUAGCUGGGCAAGUCAGAGAGAUGUUUAACUUAAAAAAAAAAAAGAAAAGGAAAAAAAAAUCGGAUUUU